Messenger RNA from Funneliformis caledonium, 138 nucleotides. NCBI's taxonomy places the organism in Eukaryota, Fungi, Glomeromycota, Glomeromycetes, Glomerales, Glomeraceae. The record is from the annotation of a GenBank genome assembly.
AUGAAAUUGAGAAUAAGUGGGGAAGAAGGUGAUGAAGGUAUUAUGAAGGAGGAGUUCGAAAAUAAUUCAUAUUUGAAAGAGCGGGAGAAAAGUGAUAUUCCAAUGCUUCUAAGUUUCGGAAGAAAAUAUUGCUUAUGA